AUGCCUCAGGUCCUUCUUCUAGGUGGUCACGGCAAAAUCGCCCUUUACUUGACACCUCUCCUUCUCGCUCGUUCGUGGAAUGUCACCAGUGUAAUUCGUAAUGCGGAGCAUGAGGUCGAGAUCCUGGCACUAGGAAACGGCAAGCCUGGCAAAGUUUCAGUCUUGCUCUCUAGUCUAGACGAUGUCAAGAGCCAGGCGGAUGCACAGGCGGUUUUGGAUAAGGUCAAACCAGAUUAUGUAGUCUGGGCUGCUGGAGCCGGAGGAAAAGGCGCUCCCCAACGCACAUACGCCAUCGACCAAGACGCCGCCAAAUACUUCAUCGCCAGCUCCUUCGCAGCCCCCUCCGUCACCAAAUUUUUAUUGAUUAGUCACAUGGGCAGCCGCAAAGUGAAGCCCUCCUGGCUCUCCGAAGACGGCUGGAAACGCACGCAAUGGCUCUGGAGCGUCGGCCUGCCCGACUACUGCAAGGCCAAAUGGGAAGCAGACCAGUACCAAACCGCGCUUGCGGCCAUCACAAAACAGCGAGAACCAACCCGUAAAUUCCAGAGCAUCAGUCUUCGGCCGGGCCAUUUGAUUGAUGACCCUGCCACGGGGAAGGUGGCGUUGGGACAUGUUGCUGCUGCGGAAGGGUCGGUGACGAGGGAGGAUGUGGCUAUUGUGGCUGAUCGGUUGUUGGCGAGGGAUGAUACGGAGGGGUGGUUUGAUUUGUUGGGUGGCGAGGAGUUGAUUGAUGAGGCUGUGGAGAGGGUUGCGAAGGAGAAGAUUGAUUCGAUUGGAGAUGAGGAUGUGGAUGCCAUGAUUAAGAAGUUUAAUCUGUGA
Molecule: messenger RNA, 819 nt
Organism: Talaromyces marneffei
Lineage: Eukaryota; Fungi; Ascomycota; Eurotiomycetes; Eurotiales; Trichocomaceae
Exons: 2
Coding region: 1-819 (272 amino acids)
Source: RefSeq, a predicted model, not a curated record